Aspergillus versicolor CBS 583.65 is the source of this 1365-nucleotide messenger RNA. Its product is annotated as kinesin family protein. Gene Ontology annotation, molecular function: ATP hydrolysis activity; microtubule binding; ATP binding. Bases 1 to 1365 code for a protein of 454 amino acids. The transcript has a single exon. The record is from RefSeq and is a predicted model, not a curated record. Gene Ontology annotation, biological process: microtubule-based movement. Lineage: Eukaryota; Fungi; Ascomycota; Eurotiomycetes; Eurotiales; Aspergillaceae. Gene Ontology annotation, cellular component: microtubule; kinesin complex.
AUGGAAGCAUCUAACGUGUUCGUCAGAUGGCGCCCAGUCCCGCCUACGCAACCCAACACGCCAGAAAUCAACAAAGUCCACUCAGAGCUCCAAAACUCCCGUGUAUCCAUCUCCAUCUCCUUACCCUCGCCAGGGGAUAGCUCCUGGAAAAGCGGUCAUGUAUUCAAUCAGGUAUUCGAGCCCACCGACGGCAACAGGGCCGUUUUCGACGCUGUUGUGGCCCCUAUCCUCCCCAAAGUCCUGAACGGGGACUCCUGCAGCUUCUUCGCGUACGGACACUCCGGGAGUGGGAAGUCGCAUACGAUACUUGGGUAUGAUUUUGAGGACCCUGAUAACUUUGGGCUAUGUCUUGCUGCUGCGAGAUAUCUCUGUGAGGAGCUGAAGGGUUUCAAUACCGGUAUAGUAAGGGAAGGUCAUAGUCAUUCCUCUAUGUCGGAGCUGGGCAUUGGAUUGCGCAUGUACGAGUUACGCGGGAACGCCGCGUUCGAUUUACUGAAUAACCACUGCAAGUGUAAUAUCCGGCAGGGGUAUGAUGGGCAGACGCAUAUCCGGGGCGAGACGGAGGUGCUGGACGGCGGGAGGGUUCGGGUGCGUCCCAUUGUGACGAAGGCGUGCUGGAGCUUUGAGGACUUUCGGCAGGAGUUACUGCGUGGGUUGCAGCUGAGAGCUAGCGGGGUGUCGACUGUUCAUGAGGAGAGUUCGCGGACACAUGCGGUUCUGGAACUGGAGAUUGUGAAUAGGGCGUUGCUGGAUGCAAGGGAGGCGGUGGUUGAGAGGCAGUCGGAGUUGGUUCCUGUUGCCAAGAGGGCGACGGAUGUGUAUAUUGAGGAGCAGAUGAAGGGGCUUGUGCGGACUGGGGAUGGGAAGUUUGUGCCGAAUCCAGAGUAUCAGAUUGACCACCGGAGGAUUGAUGAGGCGGAAGAGAAGAAGGCUGAGUUCGAGAAGUAUGUCAGCGAUGCAGAGGAGCAUGUUCAUUGUGUGUUUCGGUCGUCUGGGCAGACAUGUCUUGGGGGGAAGCUGGUAUUCGUCGACUUGGCUGGAGCUGAGUAUUAUCAUGGGAGCUCGCUGUCUACACAUGGUUCACGAUCACUGCCCAGUCCGCAGGAGCAGAAGGAAGGCCGACAGAUUAACACGGACCUUCUUGCUCUUAAAGAAGUUAUCCGCGCCAGAGCUUCGAAACAAUCUCGUAUUCCAUAUCGGUCGUCGCCUCUGACAAUGGUACUGCGUGGGCACUUCGAGGCGACUGGUAGCAGGGACAGCUACUCUGCGGUGAUUCUGACAGCCUCACCGGCAGCCGACCAGUAUGCUGCUACCGCAAAUACGUUGAAGUAUGGAAACCUGGUUGGUACGUCUAAGAAUAGAUAG